Messenger RNA from Gadus chalcogrammus (walleye pollock), 3740 nucleotides. RefSeq names its product crystallin, zeta (quinone reductase)-like 1 (gene cryzl1). The transcript is spliced from 13 exons. Bases 1302 to 2339 code for a protein of 345 amino acids. The record is from RefSeq and is a predicted model, not a curated record. Lineage: Eukaryota; Metazoa; Chordata; Actinopteri; Gadiformes; Gadidae. Gene Ontology annotation, molecular function: oxidoreductase activity.
CUGCCCCAGGCGAUCGCCUAGGUCGCCCUGGCUGCAGCUGGAGAUAAUUUAGAGACCUCCCAUGUCCACACCGCCAUGCAGAACGUGUGCACAUAACCAACGACAGUCGACAUGGAUAUUUGAAUGCGACCAUACUGCAUGGAUCUUAAAGGUGUACAGUAGGUAUUGGCAGAAUUUCCUCUUGCCCAAGAGCACAAUGUGGGCAAAUACAACUUGUUCGUCUGACAAAUGCCUCUCACUAGCACUGGACGUGAGGGUAAUAUCUACGUAGCACUUAGGUUAGUGUUCAUACAUGGACUUAAGGAAGUUGAUAGUACAUCAUUGUGUUGUAUUGAAUGGGUUCAUGUCUGGUACCCGCUAGGGGAAGGGUAACCUAGGCACACUGAAGGAAGGUUACCCUCCCCAAACUAAAAGAAGGGUACCCUACCCAAACUGAAGGAAGGGUACCCUAGCCACACUGAAGGAGGGGGACCCUCCCCAAAUUGAAGGAAGGGGACCCUCCCCACAUUGAAGGAAGGGGACCCUCCCCACGCUGAAGGAAGGGUACCCUAGCCAAACUGAAGGAGGGGGACCCUCCCCAUACUGAAGAUCCAGCGUCAAAACCAGCCUGCUGAUGCUGUGAUUUAGCUGCUGCUCCUGCUCAUCAGUCUAACAGCAGUCUGAAGCUGUAUCAACCAGCUCUUUGUUAAAUACAGGCUAAUAGACCCGAACACAAAUCUGUAAUUUAACCAGUGUGCUAGCACACAGGACAACAUGAGCAACUAUCCUGGAUAACCCCAUGGAUAACAACAGAUUAAUGAAGCUAUCAGGCUAGCUGUCCAGAGGCUAACGUCAGCUCGUUAGCCGCUCAGGACAUUCUUCCACAUCAUACGUCUUGUAUUCUGCUCUUACCUCAUAGUCAAAUUUCCAUUAUAUUAUUUGAUAAAGUAGAUCCCAGUGAAAUGAUGUAACCAUACAACGUAUAACCUUCGAAUACGCUUUUAAUUCACCAAAGUCCUUUCCUGUGAAUAUCUCAGAUCCGAAAUCCCGACCGAGGGAGAGCUGGAAAAUGGGGUAAUGAUCGUGGGAUAUCGCGAGAUUUCACAGAAAUUAAUCCAGUCGGUCCAGCAGUUGGCGCUGUUGCCAACAGCCCCCAUGUCUGUAGAGAACAAGAAGAAGAAGGCAGAUGGGUGGACCCAGAGCUGGGUGGACCCAUGGGUGGACCGAAUCGCGCUGCUCAAAAGAGACGGUUUGGCGUAAGAGUAAUUCAUGAGUGAGUUCACUGAGUUGUCUCUGCCAAGCAUAGGGUAAGGUUUACCAAUAUGAAGGGUUUGUACUGCCGACUCGGACAGACUGAUGCGGACACCAAGUUUGUUAUUCAGGAGAUGUCUCUCCCAGCCAAUGUAGACAGUCACCAGGUCAGGGUUAAGAUGAAGGCAUGUGGACUCAGUCCUCUCGACCUCAAGCUGCUAGUUGACCUAGGUAUCCAGAGGGAUUUGAUUCCGGUUGGUCGAGAGAUAGCAGGGGUCGUCCUGCAAGUUGGCUCCCUUGUGUCGUCCUUCCACCCAGACGAUGAAGUUGUAGGUAUUCUGCCUUUGGAAUACCCCUGGUCUGGACUGUGUGAUGUAAUCGAUGUUGAUGAACACCUUCUUGUACACAAGCCAGAAAAGUUGAGCUGGAUAUGCGUUGCAGGAGCAAUACGUGAUGGAGUGUGUGCCUAUACGGCCCUACACACACACGCCCGAAUGGCCGCUGGACACACACUCUUGGUCAUGGACGGAGCCAGCACAUUUGGCCUCCUGUGUAUCCAGCUCGCAAGUUACCAUGGAGUCAAAGUGCUGGCAACCUCACACACGCCGGAGCAACACACAUUCCUUGAAAAACUACAGACAAGUUUAGCCAGGGUGAUUCCAGUGUUUGAAGGGUCUUCGGACCUGCUUUCAGAUGUUCUAGAGGAAACCGGGGGAUUAGGCGUGGACAUAGUCAUAGACACUGGAGUACGUCUCCAGGAAGAUGAAGGGUCAAAUGGAAAUCGCCUCCCUCACAAGCAUGAGGUCAUCAGCGUACUGGGAGUUGGGGGUCACUGGGUGACAUCACACCAGGAGCUGCAGCUGGAUCCUCCAGAUUGCCGACUGCUCCACUUGAAGUCGGCCUCUGUGACUUUCCUCAACCAGGAAGUCUGGACCGCUUCGACUGUGCAACAAGGACGAUAUCUCCACAUUCUGAAGGACAUAAUGGAGAAGAUGUCUUCUGGAAUACUCGGACCCGAGCCUGAGGAGGCGGUCCCUCUGCAGGAUGCCACUGUUGUCAUGGAGAUGGUCCAGCGUUGCGAGAAAAAGAGUGCUAUAGUUCAGUUCUGACAUCGCACGCUGGUAUAGGAUGCUAAUCCAAUCAAUUCCUCCGCUAAUCACUUUAAUACCCUACAUUUGACACCAUAGAGACUUUCUGGACUCCAUUGGAUCAAACAAAGGGCAUGUUGGUUUACACAUGUUUUGAUUACGAUAGCAAAUUGCAACUAGUGCAAUUUGACAAUACUGAAGAUAAUAACCCAUGGAAAAAACAUUUGAAUAUCUUCAAUUCCGAAUAACUGUUCCAUACAACUGUUUAAGCUGCUGUGUGUGUGUGUGUGUGUGUGUGUGUGUGUGUGUGUGUGUGUGUGUGUGUGUGUGUGUGUGUGUGUGUGUGUGUGUGUGUGUGUGUGUGUGUGUGUGUGUGUGUGUGUGUGUGUGUGUGUGUGUGUGGAUAUAGGUUUUUGUUUUCUUUUUCCUGAUGAUCCCAACCCCUGAUCACUAAUCUAUGUAACUUCAGAUGGUGUGGCUUCAAUGAAGAUGGCUGUUGGGUCUAAUCUAAUGUAUGGCUGUUAAAUGACUCCUGUCCCCACAUGUGGUUUAAUGUCCAUGUGAAAUAAAAGUACUUUGUGUAUCCGUCUACCUUUUCAGAAACCUAAUACUUUUUUUCUAUUUCUAUUUGUUUUUACGGUAUUACAACGUUUCUCAAAUGUGUUUUUUGUCUAUUUCAUUGAAUUAAUGUUGUUAUUUUGAGAACAGCCUGGUUGUGAUAGGCUUGUGAUACCUAGUGAGAUCCAUAGGUACAAUCCACACCGGAACCAGCAGGAUGUGUGUGUCUCACCUGUUCUCCCCACCAAGUUGCUCAGUGGGAUGGGCAACAGAAUUUGAGUCUGGUAACAACGCUUCGAGAAUGGGAAAUAUAUGGCGGAUUGACUCCAUCCUGUUUGAAUUCAUCCAUUGUGGUAAGCAGGUAUCUGAGGUGGGACAUUUUGAGUUCUUAGCUCAGUGAUCUUAGUUGAUCCUAGUUAUUGUAACAUGCAGUAAAUUGAUAGGGCAACAGAGGAGACAUAUUUGCUACAUGUAUAGUUAUUUUGAAGUGUGAGGGAACUUUUCAGGACUCUCGGGUUCUAAAUAGCUAAUAUAUUAUUAAAUUCGUACGAAGACAGAGACAUUUAACAAUGUGAAAUCUACUAGCUUUGUUCAAUUAAUAUUUGUUAUAACACAAAAAAUGUGGAGAGAACAGGUUUCUUGCAUGUUCAGAUCGUGCUAUUUCUUUCUACUGCAUAAAUGUCCCGAGGGUCAGUGUGUCAUAGAGGCCCGCAGGGUCAAUAGGAUCCCCAUUGUAACCUUAUCCCUGGUUCCACUAGACUAGACAAACCAGCACACACAGGCCUACAGAGUAAACAAAGUGCUAUCUACGUUUAUUUCUGACUUUCUAUGUUUGGAACUAAAUAACAUGCAUAGGGGUUCAGU